Molecule: messenger RNA, 2547 nt
Organism: Penicillium verhagenii
Lineage: Eukaryota; Fungi; Ascomycota; Eurotiomycetes; Eurotiales; Aspergillaceae
Product: putative DNA ligase I
Exons: 1
Coding region: 1-2547 (848 amino acids)
Biological process (GO): DNA biosynthetic process; DNA recombination; mitochondrial DNA repair
Cellular component (GO): DNA ligase III-XRCC1 complex
Molecular function (GO): DNA binding; DNA ligase (ATP) activity; ATP binding
Source: RefSeq, a predicted model, not a curated record
AUGUCCAGUCCGGCUAAAAAACGCAAACGCAAUGGUACUGAAUCGUCACCUCAAAAAGCGCGUGGUAUUGAGUCAUUCUUCAAAGGGCAGGCUAAACAGCCUCCGAAGCCAUUGGAUCCCGACGUCACAGAGCAAACUCUCUCAGACGAAGCAUUAGCACGCAAGCUCCAGGCAGAAUGGGACCAAGAAGAAAGUAACGGCCAAUCAUCUACUUCAAAUGAUCUUCGACCUUCGACACCAGAUACAGAGUCAUGUGCAGCUCCACCUUUCGCAUUAAUACCUAGUACAGAUACAACAACGAUAACACCAGCUCCAACGACGUCCAAAAAGAACACGCUAUCAUUGCAAUCAUCCUCGGGCACGGAGGAUACAGUGUCGCUUAUUGUCCCAUUUGAUCAGAGCCCGCAAACAUUCGAUGCGAGCAAAUAUGCCUCCGAGUUGCGACCGCACUGGGACUCUCAGGGCGGCGAUGCCACCUACGCGUUGCUAACAAGGGCGUUUGUCCUGGCAAAUUCCACCACAAGUCGAAUUAAAAUUGUCGACACUUUGGUCAACUUCCUUCGAGUCCUCAUCGAAGGUGACCCCGAUAGUCUUCUUCCAGCCGUCUGGCUAGCAACCAACUCUAUCUCGCCACCGUACGAUGAGAUGGAGUUAGGCUUGGGCGGCUCAUCCAUCUCCAAGGCUCUGAAGAAAAUUUACGGGCUGGAUAAUCAAGGUCUAAAGACACUCUAUGAUCGACAUGGAGAUGCAGGAGACGUUGCGUUCGAAGCCAAGAAACGCCAAUCUUUUACAUUGGUCAAGCCGAAACCUCUUCGAAUCAAAAGUGUAUACCAAUCGCUCAUCAAAAUCGCCACGAGUAAAGGGCCUGGAAGUCAAGAGACUAAACAACGAAUUGUUGAGAAGCUCUUGCAGGAUACGCGGGGCGCGGAAGAGAGUCGCUAUAUUGUCCGCACUUUGGUCCAGAACCUCAGAAUCGGCGCUGUGAAGACUACCAUGCUCAUCGCUCUUGCACGCGCAUUUCUGUAUUCGAAACCUGCUGGGGCAGAUUUUGAGAUUCGCCCACAGCAUGACCUUACUCGUUUGAAGAAAGACGAACUCUCGGAAUUAUACACUAAUGCAGAAGAGAUCGUGAAGGCGUCCUACGCGAGACACCCAGAUUACAAUGAUCUAGUUCCAUGUCUGUGCGAGAUCGGUGUGACCGACGAACUGCUUAUACGGUGUGGCCUGGUAUUGCACAUUCCACUCCGACCGAUGCUCGGAAGCAUCACGCGCGAUCUCUCAGAUAUGUUGACAAAGCUACAAGGACGAGACUUCAGCUGUGAAUACAAGUACGAUGGACAGCGAGCUCAAGUUCAUUGUGACGAGAACGGCAAAGUAUCUAUCUUUUCUCGACACCUCGAGCUCAUGACAGAGAAAUACCCCGACCUAGUAUCUCUCGUCCCCCAAAUCCGAGGCGAAGGCGUCUCAAGCUUCAUCCUAGAGGGCGAGGUAGUCGCCGUGGACCGCGAUACCGGUGACUUACAGCCAUUCCAAACACUCACCAACCGAGCAAAGAAGAAUGUCGAAAUCGGAGCCAUCACCGUCAACGUUUGUCUAUUCUCAUUCGACCUCAUGUACCUCAACGGCGAACCACUCCUCGACCGCCCGUUCCGUGAACGCCGCGAACUACUCCGGAGCCUUUUCGUCGAAAUCCCCCGUCGCUUCACCUGGGUCAAAAGCCUCGAUGCCACCUCCGCAGAUUCAGAGAGUGUACUUGAAUUUUUCAAAACCGCCACGGACGUCAAAUGCGAGGGAAUAAUGGUUAAAGUCCUCGACAAUGCCAUAAAUCCGAAUACCAAGCCACCCACCGUCCUCAACCCCGAAUCAGAGCCCCUUUCAGUAGAACCGACACCCAGCAAGACCAACACCAGUACCAAAACAAAUACAAAUACAAAUACUCGAGAAAAACCCAACCCCCGCCGCAAAGCCCUCCUAUCAACCUACGAGCCCGACAAACGGCUCGAAUCCUGGCUCAAAGUCAAAAAAGACUACAGCACCUCCUCAGAAACACUGGACCUAAUCCCAAUCGCGGGCUGGCACGGUCAAGGCCGCAAAGCAAAAUGGUGGUCCCCAAUUCUCCUCGCGGUCCGGAAUCCGGAAUCCGGGGCCCUGGAAGCCGUCACGAAAUGCAUGUCGGGAUUCACGGACAAGUUCUACCAGGCCAAUAAGGAGAAGUAUAGCGCCGGCAGUCCGAAUGUUAUCUCGCGGCCUGCGUAUGUGGAGUAUUUUGGUACGCCGGAUGUAUGGUUUGAGCCGCAGGAGGUGUGGGAGAUGGCGUUUGCGGAUAUAACGCUUAGCCCUACGUAUACGGCUGCUAUUGGGCUGGUUAGUGAUGAGCGUGGGCUGAGUUUGAGAUUUCCGAGGUUUCUGAAGGUGAGGGAGGAUAAGGGGAUUGAUGAGGCGACUAGUUCGGAUUAUUUGGCUCUCUUGUGGAGGAAACAGGGGGAGAAGGCUAAGGUUGAGGGGAAAGAGGGGCCGGAAGAGGCAUUGGGGUGGGCGGAGGAUUGA